AUGUCCACUGGUCAUUCGGACCAUGCCUAUGACCUGCGCAAGACCCCAGAGUCAACUUCACAGUCCGCUCCGAUGAGCGAAACAGCGCCGCCGAGAUCGUCGCUUAUUCGCGGCGCAACAGAAUCCAUUGCCUCAACUCAUACCGAUACUACACACAAACCAAAGAACUCCAAAAGAAUGACUGACAAACAAACCCUGGACUAUGUGGUCAAGAGUGGCAUUGCGGGAGGGCUGGCGGGGUGUGCGGCCAAAACCGUUGUAGCACCACUCGAUCGUGUGAAGAUCCUAUUCCAAGCGUCAAAUCCCCAAUUCGCCAAAUACACAGGUAGCUGGACUGGCCUGUUCGCAGCAAUCAAAGACAUCAAGCGCAAUGAAGGCACCACGGGCUUGUACAAAGGCCACUCCGUGACUCUCCUCCGCAUCUUCCCCUACGCCGCUAUCAAAUUCCUUGCAUAUGAACAAAUUCGUGCCGUCAUUAUUCCCUCCAGCGAACAUGAGACUCCAUUCCGCCGCUUGAUCUCCGGAAGUUUAGCCGGCGCCACUUCCGUAUGCUUCACAUACCCCUUAGAGUUGAUGCGAGUGCGAAUGGCUUUUGAAACACGACAAUCGCACCGCGCAGGGUUGGUCGAUAUCUGGCGCCAAAUAUACCACGAACAAGCCCGAGCCCCGCCAACUCACUCCGCCGCAGCCACAGAAUCGUCCACCGUUGCUGCGGCUGAAACUGCAUCUUCGGUCGUGUCAAAAGCCGUCCCUCGCACUGGCAUUUCCAACUUUUACCGUGGCUUUGCUCCCACUAUCCUCGGCAUGCUCCCUUACGCCGGAAUGUCUUUCCUCACUCAUGACACAGUGGGUGAUUUGUUCCGCCACCCGGUGGUCGCGCCCUAUACCUUACGACGAGGUUCAAGUCUAGAGGCUUCUGCGGAACGGUCUAGACGACCACCGCUCAAUACCACGUUCGAGCUUCUGACCGGUGCCGUUGCCGGUCUCGUCUCACAGUCUUGCUCAUAUCCCAUUGAGGUCCUCCGUCGGCGCAUGCAGGUCGGGGGUGCAGUUGGUGACGGGCACCGUCUUGGAAUGGCCGAAACGGCUCGUACAAUUUGGCUUGAGAGAGGGUUCCGAGGAUUUUGGGUUGGACUCACUAUUGGAUACAUUAAAGUUGUGCCCAUGGUUGCUGUCAGCUUUUACGUCUACGAGCGAGCCAAAAUUUGGAUAGGCAUCAAUUAG
This is a messenger RNA of Penicillium bovifimosum, 1224 nucleotides long. Its product is annotated as coenzyme A transporter. Lineage: Eukaryota; Fungi; Ascomycota; Eurotiomycetes; Eurotiales; Aspergillaceae. Gene Ontology annotation, biological process: transmembrane transport. The record is from RefSeq and is a predicted model, not a curated record. The transcript is spliced from 2 exons. Bases 1 to 1224 code for a protein of 407 amino acids.